AUGUUUGGCAAGGCGGCGGUGCUGGUGACGGCGGCGGCGGCGGCAGCGGCAACAACAGCGGCGGCGGCUGGCAGGGGGAGGAAGGCCGCAGCCCCCGCGGGGCCGGCCCAGGCGCGGGCUGUCCCAGUGCGUCUGGAUGGGCAACUGGGCUGUGGCGCCAUGGAGCCCGCGCUGAGUUGCAAGAGAAGCCCCAGCCUGCGCUUGGCCGACCUAGCCGCCUUGCACGUUGGCAGCGGCGGCGGCGGCGGCGGCGGCGGCGGCAGCGCCACCAGCGGUGGCGGCUUCCAUCACUUGCACCCGGGGGACUUGGGCUCCUCGGACCCAGCUGCUGCUGCCCCCUUCGGGCCCGAGCACGUGGCGGCGGCCACGGGGGCGCUCAAGCUCAGCCCGGCCGGCCCCGAAGCCACUUUCGCCGCCGCCGCCGCCUCCUCCUCCUCCUCUUCGCAGUCGGCCGGCGCCGGAGUGGGCGCCAACAGCGCGGCGCCCGCCUCAGCCAGCCAUCCUUACGCGGCGGCGGCGGCGGCAGGCAGGGAGCUGGCGCUGAGGCGGGAGCAGGGCGCGCGGGGCGAGCAGCACCUGCAGCAGCAGCACCCGGCGGCCGCCAGCUCGCCCAUGUUCAUCUCCUCCGCAGGCACCUAUGGCGCCGGGGGGGACCCGCACGCCGCCGUCUUUCCGGGGCUGCACGACCACCCCGCGGGCCCCCCCGGCGGCCACCACCCGCUCAACGGGCAGAUGCGCCUGGGGCUGGCCGUGGCCGCCGCCGCCGCCGCCGCGGCCGCCGAGUUUUACGGCCGCGUCGAGCCCUUCCGCCCGUCGUCCGCUGCCGCCGCCGCCGCCGCCUCCGAAGCUUCCUACGGCCCCGCGCCGCACGGCUACCCCGUCAACUUGGCCGCGGCGGCGGCGGCGGCGGCCGCUUUGCAACAGCAGCAGCAGCAGCAGCAGCAGCAGCAGCCCUCGCACCCGCCGGCACAUGCGCACCACGCGCCCCAUCACCACCACCACCACCACCACGCGGGCGCCGCCGCCGCCGCCUUCCUGCGCUACAUGCGGCAGCCCAUCAAGCAAGAGCUGAUCUGCAAGUGGAUCGAGGCCGAGGCGGGCGCGCCGCCCUGCUCCAAAACGUACAGCACCAUGCACGAGCUGGUCAACCACGUCACCGUGGAGCACGUCGGGGGCCCCGAGCAGAGCAGCCACGUGUGCUUCUGGGAGGAGUGUCCGCGCGAAGGGAAGCCCUUCAAGGCCAAAUACAAGCUCAUCAACCACAUCCGCGUGCACACGGGCGAGAAGCCCUUCCCGUGCCCGUUCCCGGGGUGCGGCAAGGUCUUCGCCCGCUCUGAGAACCUCAAGAUCCACAAGCGAACUCAUACAGGGGAGAAGCCUUUUAAAUGUGAGUUUGAUGGCUGUGACAGGAAGUUUGCCAAUAGCAGUGACAGAAAGAAACACUCUCAUGUCCACACCAGUGACAAGCCAUAUUUCUGCAAAGUCAGAGGCUGCGACAAGUCCUACACGCACCCGAGCUCCUUGCGCAAGCACAUGAAGAUCCAUUGCAAAUCUCCACCACCUUCUCCUACCCCAGGAUCUCAUGGCUACCAGACCACGGGGACACCACUGGGUGCCCCACUGUCCCCUCUCCAGGACUCAGGCAGGGGUCGCCCUGCCAACCUUUCUCCUCAGGUCACCAAUCUCAAUGAAUGGUAUGUCUGCCAGGCCAGUGGGGCACCCAACCACCUCCAUACACCGUCUAGUAACACCACAUCUUCCGAAGAGGAAGAGGAGGAGGACGAGGAGGAAGAGACUUAUAGGAACUCUGAGACAAGAACUAUUCAUUAGAACUGGGAGGGAGGGAGAACUUGGGUGAUGGCACACAUGCAUGCCAUCUUGGUUGACUCUGGCUAUUUAUUCAGUAUAUGAAACCCUAUGGUGUUUGUACAUAUAAUUAAUUUAAUUAAGACGUUGGACUUGCUUCUUUUUUUAAUUAUUAUUUUAUUAAAAGGAAGAAUGUUUUAAAAUACACAUCAGACUGGAAUGCAACAGUGACCCAACUUUCAUCUCCCCACCCCAAGUCUAAGGAAGAUGUCAGAAGAGUUGUUCAAUGCAUCUGCAACUUAUGUACUGCCAAUUUGACGGUUCCAUACAAUAGUUUCCCCAAAAUAAUACCAGGAAUGUGGCUUAUGAAUGUAACUUGGAAGCUAAUGGGCUUUCCCUAUGCCAGGAGCUUGCCCACCCAUUUUUGAAAGGUACGUACUUCUAGGCCUCUGCUCCACAACAAACACCUGUUGUGUUUGUUGUGCCAAUUGAUUCCUUGCAUCCAGAUAGAGUAUCUGUACAGUUCACUGCCUUUGAAAUCUUGGUCUUUGGAUUUGCCUAAGAUCUCAAAAUUGAAUUCUUAAAACAUAGCCUUUGGGUUGGGUUUGCAUUGCACUAAAACCAAUGUCAAAACUCUCACUGUUCCUAGUCUUAAGAGAGCAUCCUUACAAAUCAAUACUAAAUAUGUUUACGUGGAAGAUAGGUUCAUUGUUUUAAGUGGAAUUCACUUCCAUGUAAAUAUACUCGGACAGCUGGGGAGUCACAGUCCUGGAUGAAUAGAAUUUCACAAACAGUAUUAGGUAGAUUUGUUGAGUUUUCUUCUUUUGGCCGCCUAACCCCAAACAUGCUUAUUCAGAUGUAGGUUCCAUUGAUUUUAGUGGUGCUUACUUCCAAGUAAGUAUACAUGGAGUUCAGCCUUACAUGUCUCAAUUCUUCAAAUAUUUUUAAUAUUUUUAAAAAUCUCCUUAAGCUCUUCCCCUGAAAAUGAAGAAAAAACUAAAACAGCUGCUAUGUGUCAAUACUAAUGUUGUGAUGAUUAUUGAGGUUUUUAAAAAGAUAUGUUCAAUUGUCCCACUGAUUUCAAUGUUACUUAUAAGUAUCUUAGCAGGACUGGUAUAUAAGUCUUUCUUUUCAGAAGAAUUUGGCUAAAUGAGAAGAUCUGGCUUUUUAUGCUACAUAGCAGACAUCAUGAGACUAAACACACUUUACUUGCGAACCAGUCACAUUGAAUCAGAGUAAAUUGAAUUUAUGAGUAAGCAAUAUUUGGGAAUGAAGCCCGGCCUAUAGUAUUAGGUCAAAAGUCCUGUGAACUUCACAGCUGUGAUGUCAAAAUUUCCCCGAUGA
Elgaria multicarinata webbii is the source of this 3150-nucleotide messenger RNA. RefSeq names its product Zic family member 5 (gene ZIC5). NCBI's taxonomy places the organism in Eukaryota, Metazoa, Chordata, Lepidosauria, Squamata, Anguidae. The record is from RefSeq and is a predicted model, not a curated record. Gene Ontology annotation, molecular function: RNA polymerase II cis-regulatory region sequence-specific DNA binding; DNA-binding transcription factor activity, RNA polymerase II-specific. The coding region runs from base 1 to 1830 and encodes 609 amino acids. Gene Ontology annotation, cellular component: nucleus. Gene Ontology annotation, biological process: regulation of transcription by RNA polymerase II. The transcript has 2 exons.